Messenger RNA from Rattus rattus (black rat), 3033 nucleotides. RefSeq names its product Tax1 binding protein 1 (gene Tax1bp1). Bases 215 to 2656 code for a protein of 813 amino acids. Lineage: Eukaryota; Metazoa; Chordata; Mammalia; Rodentia; Muridae. The record is from RefSeq and is a predicted model, not a curated record. Gene Ontology annotation, biological process: negative regulation of apoptotic process. The transcript has 18 exons.
UCUCACCGGUGUUUGGACCGGUCGGAAGGUGCAAGACGUGUACAGGCUGGCACUCCUCGCCCGAAACCUGUACUGUUAGAACUUAGCUGUGGUGGACGCUUGUAUUUCUCUGUUGAGAAGUAUGAAGUACAGUUUGUUCCUGAAAGUUUUGUUGGAAAACGUUGUGGCAUUUGACUAUGAUAGAUUUUCGGCUUUCUCGUUAUGUUGAUUCACAAUGACAUCCUUUCAAGAAGUCCCAUUGCAGACUUCCAACUUUGCCCAUGUCAUCUUUCAAAAUGUGGCUAAAAGUUACCUUCCUAAUGCACACUUGGAGUGUCAUUAUACCUUAACUCCAUAUAUUCAUCCUCAUUCCAAAGAUUGGGUUGGUAUAUUCAAGGUUGGAUGGAGUACUGCUCGUGACUAUUACACAUUUUUAUGGUCUCCUAUGCCUGAACAGUAUGUGGAAGGAUCAACAGUCAACUGUGUACUAGCAUUUCAAGGAUAUUACCUUCCAAAUGAUGAUGGAGAAUUUUAUCAGUUCUGUUACGUCACCCAUAAGGGUGAAAUUCGUGGAGCCAGUACUCCUUUCCAGUUUCGAGCUGCUUCUCCAGUUGAAGAGCUGCUCACUAUGGAAGAUGAAGGAAAUUCCGAUAUGUUGGUGGUGACCACAAAAGCUGGCCUUCUUGAGCUGAAAAUUGAAAAGACCCUGAAAGAAAAAGAAGAAUUGUUAAAGUUGGUUUCUGUUCUUGAAAAAGAAACAGCACAGCUGAGAGAACAAGUUGGAAGAAUGGAGAGAGAACUCAGCCAUGAGAAAAGCCGGUGUGAGCAAUUGCAGGCAGAGCAGAAGGGCCUUCUUGAAGUAUCCCAGAGUUUGAGAGUGGAAAAUGAAGAGUUUAUGAAGAGAUACAGUGACGCUACAUCUAAAGCUCAUCAGCUUGAAGAAGACAUUGUAUCAGUGACACAUAAAGCAGUUGAGAAAGAAACUGAGCUAGACAGUUUGAAGGAUAAACUCAGGAAAGCACAGCAAGAAAAAGAACAACUUGAAUGUCAGCUGAAGACAGAAAAGGAUGAGAAGGAGCUUUAUAAGGUACAUUUGAAGAACACAGAAAUAGAAAAUACCAAGCUUGUGUCAGAGAUACAGACUUUAAAGAAUGUAGAUGGAAACAAAGAAAGCAUGAUUACUCAUUUCAAAGAAGAGAUUGGCAAACUGCAGUCUUGCUUGGCUGACAAGGAAAAUUUGCACAGAGCUCUCCUGCUUACAACCUCAAAUAAAGAAGAUACAUUACUUUUAAAGGAACAACUUCGCAAAGCGGAGGAACAAGUCCAGGCAACACGACAAGAACUUAUCUUUCUGGCUAAAGAGCUCAGUGAUGCAGUGAAUGUGCGAGAUAAAACAAUGGCAGAUCUACAUACCGCACGCUUGGAAAAUGAGAGAGUGAAGAAGCAGCUGGCAGACACGCUGGCAGAGCUCCAGUUACAUGCUGUAAAGACAGAUCAGGAAAAGACUGAUACACUGGAACAUGAACUGAGAAGAGAAGUUGAAGAUCUGAAACUCCGGCUUCAGAUGGCUGCAGAUCAUUACAAAGAAAAGUUUAAGGAAUGCCAGAGGCUCCAAAAACAAAUAAACAAACUUUCAGACCAGUCAGCCAGUUCUAACGGUGUCUUCACAAAGAGAAUGGGGAGUCAGCAGAAAGUGAAUGAUGCUUCAAUAAACACAGACCCAGCUGCUUCUGCUUCUGCCGUGGAUGUAAAGCCAGCAGCAUCUUGUGCAGCAGAGACAGAUUUUGACAUGUCAGCAAAGGAUCAUGUCUGUGAAGUGACUAAAGAAAUGGCUGAGAAAGUAGAGAAGUAUAAUAAGUGUAAACAACUCUUGCAGGAUGAGAAAGCCAAAUGCAAUAAAUAUGCUGAUGAACUUGCGCAAAUGGAGCUGAAGUGGAAAGAGCAAGUGAGAAUUGCUGAGAAUGUAAAACUCGAACUCGCUGAGCUAGAGGACAGUUACAGUCUACAGUUGGCAGAGAAAGACAAAGAAAUAAAUUGCCUGGCUUCAUUUUUGGAAAAUCUCUCAAGGGAGAAGGAACUUACAAAGAGUUUAGAAGAUCAAAAAGGAAGGAAAAUGGAAGGCCAGAGCCCUCAACAAGUCUCACGGUGUCUUAACACCUGCUCUGAGCAGAGUGGGCUCCUCCCUACACUGCCGGCUGCCCAGCCAGUUCUUCAGUAUGGGAACCCUUACACCGCACACGAGACAAGAGAUGGAGCAGAUGGUGCAUUUUAUCCAGAUGAAAUCCAGAGGCCACCUGUGCGCGGCCCAUCUUGGGAAGACAACGUUGUCUGUAGCCAGCCUGCUCGAAACCUUAGCAGGCCAGAUGGUUUAGAAGACCCGGAGGAUAGCAGAGAAGAUGAGAAUGUGCCCAUUCCUCCUGAUCCAGCAAAUCAGCAUUUACGAGGUCAUGGAGCAGGCUUCUGCUUUGAUUCCAGCUUUGAUGUUCACAAGAAGUGCCCCCUCUGUGAAUUAAUGUUCCCUCCUAACUAUGAUCAGAUCAAAUUUGAAGAGCACGUUGAAAGUCACUGGAAGGUGUGCCCAAUGUGCAGCGAGCAGUUCCCACCUGACUACGACCAGCAGGGCUUUGAAAGGCAUGUCCAGACCCAUUUUGAUCAGAAUGUUCUCAACUUCGACUAGUUUUUAGUGAGAGGUAGUAAAAUUUAGCAGUUAAAAAAACAACCCAAAACUCAGAUAGAGGCUAAGGAGACUGCGGGCCUGAUGCCCUGAUUGAGAACUUUAGAGCAAGCUGUCAGUAGGGCCAGGGUACAGCUUUGACUACAAUAAAUACAGGUUUAAUCUGUUAACCUUGUCUGCUUUAAGGAAAGAGUUUCUGCAUUUCUAUCUCUACCCUCAGUUAGCAAAAGUGUAUGAAGAACACAGGAGUUAUUUUAAUGUUAAAAUUGAAAACAUAUAUGUAAUAGUUAAUUACCUAGCACAAUCAGAUUUACAAGUUCCUGUUCACCUUGGUGAUUGAGCAUGACUACUAUUAUGUAAUAAAAGCAUUGAUCAUAACA